Messenger RNA from Hemicordylus capensis (graceful crag lizard), 4963 nucleotides. It is a transcript of the gene PLEKHN1, whose product is annotated as pleckstrin homology domain containing N1. Gene Ontology annotation, molecular function: cardiolipin binding; phosphatidylinositol phosphate binding; phosphatidic acid binding. The record is from RefSeq and is a predicted model, not a curated record. The transcript is spliced from 16 exons. Gene Ontology annotation, biological process: response to hypoxia; positive regulation of apoptotic process; 3'-UTR-mediated mRNA destabilization. Lineage: Eukaryota; Metazoa; Chordata; Lepidosauria; Squamata; Cordylidae. Gene Ontology annotation, cellular component: cytoskeleton; mitochondrial membrane. Bases 146 to 2398 code for a protein of 750 amino acids.
CUGUGCUAUCAGUCCACAGAGACAGCCUAGGAGGGGACAUGAGAGAAUCCACUCCAGCAGCAAAACAGCCCUUGGCCAAAAGACUGUUUGCUCCUAGUUCACACCCAUAAGAGUCACCCUUGCAAACGGAAGUGGGGAAGACUGAAUGACACACUCUCCAACAGCUACAGCGCACACCUCCUCCCCGAGCUUCACACGCUCCUCGUCUGUGCACUCCAGCCUGCCUUCCCGUCGGUUCCCCCACAGCUGUUCCUGGGCUGAUACUGCUCUCAACAUGGGGAACAUGGCUUGUAUUCCCCAGGCACCUGGGCGCUUCAGAUAUUCCUUCUCCAGAAAGAAUUCGCUCAGGAAAGAGCAAGAGAACAAGAAAAAGCUAGCAGGCCUCUUUGGGUUUGAACCUGGACAGGAGCGAGAUGUGACCUCAGACAAGAUACUCCAGUAUAUUCCUGGAAAGAGCCUUACAAACCAGGACCACGAGAAGGAAAACUUUGACCAACGUUUCCCAAGCCUUUUCAAGAAAGGGAGGAGGAAGACGGUGGUGCGGAAUCUGGGGAAGAUUAUCUAUUACUCCAAGGUCAAAUUUAAAUUUCAGCACUGUCAGGAGGUGAACGACUGUUACUUGGAACUCUUUCAAGCCUACCUCUAUUUCCAGUCCCUCGGUCCCAAUGGACUCACUUACCAGGGCUUGCUGCCUUUGAGAGAACUGCAGCUGAAUGAACUGGAGAACCCAAAGGAAUCCCAGGAAGAAGUUCAUGCUUUUCAGAUUACAGGUCCCUUGCUGAACCCCCUGAUCGUCUACUGCCCCAACCAGUCGGAGCUGAAGCGGUGGCUGUACCACUUGGAGAAGCAGAUCCAUUUAAAUGGAGGAAGCCUGGACAUGCCCUUCCUGUCUCAGAAUGACUGGAAGCAAAACUCCGCUGGGAGAGAGCAGCUGAGGUGGUCUGUGCAGAACGCCCCCGUGCAGGAGUGGAGGGGCACCCAGCGGGAGUCUCUGGGGGACAUCCUUUGUGUGUCUAAAGUGAAGCUACAACACCUGCCCUUCCAGGAGCAGCACAACCGACUGCUGAUCCUCUAUCCUUCCACUCUGGUAAUUGUGUCUGAAGAACGCCGCGGUCUGUACUUCAAGGGAGAAUUGCCUCUGAAUGCAAUCCAAGUACAGUUUGAAGAAAACCAGAAAACCUCUUUUCUAAUAGAAGGCCGACUGAUCAACUCCAUUCGGGUGAUUUGCUCCAGUUAUGAUGAUUACCAGGAGUGGCUGUACUGCCUGAAAACAGCUCAGUUCCGAAAUGCUGAUUCCUCCCUUUCCGGAUCCGAAAGCUUCUCGGGACCAAAACCACCACACCUAGGGCAGUUCUCUGGAAGCGGGAGAGGCUCGCUCACCUCUGAUGGCCGAACAAAUUCCUGGGCAUCUGGAGGAAAAGGGAUGACCUCCACUCACCACUCCCAGAACAGCGCAGGCUCCAUUUCGGAGAGGCAGUCGUACGGCGUGAUGCCCGAUAACCGGCUCGUUGAAGACCCUUUGCCUCAAUCAGUACAUUGCCCAAGCCACCCAGUCCCAACAAGCACAGGGCUUCUGAAACCCGAACUGAAACGAAAAGGAAGCUCCCGCAAGUCCAAAGGCAAAGGUGGGCCGCCGGCCCAGCAGCCGCAACCCAACACCCAGGACUCGGAAAGGAGCCAUUUCCAGCUCAUCCCGGAGCAUCCCAAUGGAGAAGCCUUGUCUCCUGUGUACAAUGAGCCAUACACAGCCCUGGUUCACCAGCGACACCCUGAGGUUCCCCCGCGGCGUCUGGACAUGAACAAUUGGAACUUGCCAAGAAUUCAGAACUGCAUGGCAUCUGAAAACUUGGAGAAGACGCCCCAGCCUUGUUCCCCCAUGUAUGCUGACCCCUACACACCUAACUCUCCCUCUGCACGUGGGGCGGGGGACCCCAACUUCCUCGAAGAGUUCGUGAGACGCCACGGCCAGAACGGUGUGGAGCAGCAGAAUGGCUACCCAGCCAUGCCAGUGUCUGUCCCGGUUUCCCAGCAUCCUCCGCUGCAGAAGAAGAAUUCCCAGCCACUACUGGGCAACCACUGGCGAGAGCCGAUGGCUGCAAAGAGGUUCAGCAGUCCUGGCUCAAUGGUACCCCCUUCGGACAUCGACUAUUUGACGAGUAGCACCUUAUCAAGGGAUGAAUUUCUGGCGCCUUCCUUGCCGGCUUCUGACGAAAGCAUCGGACCCUAUGACCUGCCGGGAAACGGCCGAGAACGGCUCGACUCGGCCUAUCACGAUUACGCCGAGCUCCAAAGCUUUCAGAGCGACUUCAGUUACGACAAUAUCUGGGACACGGAGACAAAGGCGGCCGGGUCCUGGCGGAUUGCGCCGGCGUCGAGCCACGAGAUUUACCACUGCUGAAGGAAAGUGACUUGAAACGCUGGGCAGAAGGUGAAAUGGGUCUUGCCAGCGCCCUGGUCUUUGGUCUCCAGCUGAUGAUGUAAAGAUUGGGUGGGGAUCUCCUAGCUGUCCAGACUCUGCUUUCCCCCUCUGCCCUGGAAAUGGAAGAGUUAUCCUAGGGAAGGGUGUGCCCUUUCUGAUUGCCCUUCGCAUUUAUUUUUGGACACUCUUUCUUUCGUUUGUUUACUUUCUGGUGGAAUGCUAUGAAAACAAGGAGUCGGGAAAUCCUAGCAAGAAGUCCUCACUCGUGCAAUUGGGCCUCCGGGCCUUUAUAGUUGUUAUGAAGAAAAAACCAGUGUCCUUCAUUUUUAAGGUGGGGAGUUACACCCCUAGUUUGGCACCUGAUGGACUGCCCUUGCCAUUCUAUGCAAGAGGAGCAAGAAGGAAACCUACUGACUGUUCAAGCAAGGAAGAGAGGCUGCAUUUUUAACCUGCAGCUCAGUCCAAAGGCUACAGAAGACCUAGAAGCCCACUGGGUGUGGAGAAGAAUCCAGCAACUAUGGGUGGAACAAGGCUCCUUGGGAGAGGGAUUUUCUGGCCCCUUCAGUAUUAAGAAUUUGGGGACAGAGGACAACCCAGGAGCAACUGAGGGUACAAUAAACAUUGGUGACCCAAAGUGUUGAAGUCUGUGAAGGUGUGUUAAAGCGGACAGUAUUGCAGGCAAUCCUGGCUUGGUGGAAGAUGACGACGCAAAUGGUAUACUGUUGAAGAUUAUUAUGGUUAUAAGUAUAUAUCGAUAUAUUAAACUGCUUUAGGGGGGUGGGAAAGGAGGGCUCAUGGAUGACAGACAGUCUGUUUUCACCUCUGGGGAAAACUGAUUUAAGAAUGAGGUCCUUGCCUCUUGGGGCACACAAUCAAGACGCGAGUACCUCUGAGUGUUUCAAUCACCAGCCCCCAGGAUUAAGAGGCAGAGGUCCUGGCGGAGGCUCCUGUGACUAGACCUUGGACUGGCUCUUACCACCAACAGCUGCGUAGGGGGGAUGUCCAGCCAGGCUCCAAGCAUCACACGUCCUCCUGAGGAAUGGCCGUAUGGUGUUGGCAAAAAAACGAGGCAGGAAAAGGGGACGUGAUCAUGUGAUAGCUGCAAUCUGGGCAGGGCGGGAUGUAGGGUAGCAUGGGGCGGGACCUUCAGUACAGUGCUGGGUACAUCAUGUGUGUUAGCUGCUGCCAUCCUACCCAGAUUGGGGCUAGCGGACCAUCUCUUCCCCCUCUUCCUACCUCGAUAUUUGCCGACACGCUGCCUUUUCUCGGGUGCGUGCAUUAGGUUCGGAGUGUAUCGCUCGUUUUGGAGCGUAUAGUUUGGAGCGUCUAGCUAGUAUCCCCUACUCAGCUGCCGGUCAUGAGAACCAUCCUCUGGACCGUUGAAGGUCCACCUCGUGUCCGAAGCGGCCCCCCCACGCUGAAAGGGCGAACUCGUUGACCUGUGAAUCUGCUCCCUACCAUUCAGUGUUGGGUUGGGGCAGUCUGCAUUCCCUCAUCGCCUGGUUUGGGGACGACAGCCCGCUCUGUGGGCCCACUGUGUUCGGUGCCGACUACCUGUGCACCACUCCUGGCGGCCACCGUCAUAAGAAAAUGUGGCUGCGCUGGCUGCAAAGGCAGGUAGAAAUUCAGGGGCUCUGUGAAUCUGAUGUAGGCCCCAGACCACUCAGUUGGCCACUGCAUGUUUAGGCUGGAGAGAGCCAAGCUCCGAAACAGGGAGAGGCCACUGCUGAACUACAACUCCCAUCAUCCCCGUGGCUGGGGAUGAUGGGAGUUGUAGUUCAGCAGCAGCUGUAGAGCGAAGGUGGCCUUGCCCCCGAUCCAAGAGGGCCAGCAUGUGACACACAGGGAUCACUUCUCCAAGCUCUUUUGGUUUCGAUCCUGCAAGCCAGUAUUCCAGACCCCGAAGUGCAUGGAAGCUUUCGUCCAGCCUUUAUGACUUUGUGCUGGUCCCAGAUAAGGAAGCCUGCCAGACCUCCUUUACUUGAACUUAAGCAGAAAUGAAUAAUGCUUUUGGUUUUGUUGCGUCACAGCACAGCACUCGGCAAAGUUUACAUGUUUUUUUCACUGGACGCUUUAUUUAAUAUGUAAAUUUGGGUGCUUUCAGGGAGAGGGAGAGUGGGGGAAUCUAUUCAAUAUUGUAAUUCUGGACAGCUUGGAGCCCUCGCAGGAUGUCUCUUGUUUCCCUGGUAAUCCACUCCCAGGGAAGCUUGUUAUAGCAUUAUUAUGUGAAUUCCAGGUGUUCUUUUUUGUUUUUUUAAACAAAACUCUGAGGGGGAGAUUUCUGCAAGAGCUAUCUGCAAAGCAAAAGCCUGCAAUGGAGGGAGGUGCGGCCUUGAAAACGCACAUGGCUGGACUUCAGCUGUGGGCAGAGCAGCGUCCAAAGACUGUGGGGGGAGAUUGUCUGUGGUGUGUGUCCGUGUGUAUGUGUGUGUAGGGGGGGUGUGUCACUGCAAAGUUGUAAAUGCCUAGACCCUAACUUGCUGUACAGUUUUCUUCACAACUUCUCUGAAGACCGUACCCUUAAUAAAAGUUAAUAUAUCGUGA